Molecule: messenger RNA, 6222 nt
Organism: Centrocercus urophasianus (Greater sage-grouse)
Lineage: Eukaryota; Metazoa; Chordata; Aves; Galliformes; Phasianidae
Gene: KIF21A
Product: kinesin family member 21A
Exons: 35
Coding region: 81-5051 (1656 amino acids)
Biological process (GO): mitotic spindle organization; microtubule-based movement
Molecular function (GO): ATP binding; microtubule motor activity; microtubule binding
Source: RefSeq, a predicted model, not a curated record
CACAGACAGAAACUCUCCUGCUACUCCCUGGCACUGCAGUUUGUGCCUUUUAUGAGAACAGCUGAUCUGGAAGUGAACAGAUGUGCAGGUCCUAUUGUGGGCACGGCAAGGGGAACCAGGAAAUGGGACUUCCACAGCUCUUUCUUUUGCUUCGAGAUUUCGUAAGUCUAAUUAGACCACAGCUAGCCAAAGAGAAGAUUGAAGGAUGCCAUAUUUGUACAUCCGUGACACCUGGUGAACCUCAAGUGUUCUUGGGAAAAGAUAAAGCCUUCACUUUUGAUUAUGUGUUUAACAUUGACUCACAGCAAGAAGAAAUCUAUGUACAGUGUAUAGAAAAACUGAUUGAAGGUUGCUUUGAAGGCUAUAAUGCAACUGUCUUUGCUUAUGGCCAGACAGGUGCUGGCAAAACGUACACCAUGGGCACUGGAUUUGAUGUCAACAUAACAGAAGAGGAACAGGGCAUUAUAUCACGUGCUGUUAAGCAUCUUUUCAGAUGUAUUGAAGAAAAGAAACAAGCUGCUAUUAAACAAGGACUUCCUCCUCCAGAUUUUAAAGUUAACGCACAGUUCCUUGAGCUUUACAAUGAAGAAAUUCUUGAUCUCUUUGAUACCACUCGUGAUAUUGAUGCAAAGAAUAAAAAAUCAAAUAUUAAAAUACAUGAAGAUUCAGCUGGAGGAAUUUAUACUGUGGGAGUUACAACCCGAACUGUGAAUGGAGAAUCAGAGAUGAUGCAGUGCUUGAAGCUGGGGGCUUUGUCUCGAACCACAGCCAGUACUCAGAUGAAUGUUCAGAGCUCACGGUCGCAUGCUAUCUUUACUAUACAUCUAUGUCAGACCAGAGUUUGUCCUGCUUUUAACACAGAUAAUGCCACUGAUAACAGGAUAAUAUCUGAAUCUGCUGAGAUGAAUGAAUUUGAAACUCUUACUGCCAAGUUCCAUUUUGUUGACCUCGCAGGAUCUGAAAGGUUAAAGCGAACGGGAGCUACGGGAGAAAGAGCAAAAGAAGGCAUUUCCAUCAACUGUGGACUGCUGGCACUUGGCAAUGUAAUAAGUGCACUGGGAGAUAAAAGUAAGAAGGCAACUCACGUACCAUACAGAGAUUCAAAGCUUACAAGACUACUCCAAGACUCUCUUGGGGGAAACAGUCAAACACUCAUGAUAGCGUGUGUGAGCCCUUCAGAUCGAGACUUCAUGGAAACCUUGAACACGUUGAAGUACGCGAAUCGUGCACGAAACAUCAAGAACAAGGUGAUGGUUAAUCAGGAUAGGGCUAGUCAGCAAAUAAAUGCUUUGCGCAAUGAGAUUACACGGCUACAGAUGGAGCUUAUGGAAUACAAAACAGGUAAAAGGAUUAUAGAUGAAGAAGGAGUUGAAAGCAUCAAUGACAUGUUUCAUGAAAAUGCUAUGCUGCAAACAGAAAACAAUAAUCUGCGUGUUAGAAUUAAAGCCAUGCAAGAAACUAUUGAUGCACUGAGAGCCAGAGUAACACAGCUUGUGAGUGAUCAGGCCAACCAAGUUCUAGCCAGAGCAGGAGAAGGAAAUGAAGAAAUUAGCAACAUGAUUCAUAAUUAUAUCAAGGAAAUUGAAGAUCUCAGGGCAAAAUUAUUAGAAAGUGAAGCAGUUAAUGAAAAUCUUCGACGCAACUUGUCAAGAGCUUCAACAAGAUCCACAUACUUUGGUGGACCAUCUGCAUUUUCUAUGCUUUCUUCAGAAAAAGAGACACUGGAAAUUCUGGAUAUAGCCAAGAAAGAUCUAGAAAAGCUGAAAAAAAAAGAAAGAAAAAAGAAAAAAAGUGCUAAGGAUGACAACACAGAUAACGAGCAGGAGAAGAGAGAUGAAAAAGGCACUUCAGAGAGAGCAAAUAAUGAAUUGGAAGCAGAGGAAAUUCAGGAAGUAAGUGAUCAUGAAGAUGAAGAAGAGGAAGAUGAUGAGGAUGAAGAUGACAUGGAAGUUGUUGAAAGCUCAGAUGAGUCAGAUUCUGAUUCUGAUGAAAAAGAAAAUUAUCAAGCAGACUUGGCAAAUAUCACCUGUGAAAUAGCCAUUAAGCAGAAACUGAUAGAUGAGCUAGAGAAUAGCCAGCGAAGAUUGCAGACACUGAAAAAACAAUAUGAGGAGAAACUAAUGAUGCUACAACAUAAGAUUCGAGACACUCAACUUGAAAGAGAUCAAGUUCUUCAAAACUUGGGUUCUGUAGAGACAUAUUCAGAAGAAAAGGCAAAAAAAAUCAAGUCAGAAUAUGAAAAGAAACUCCAAGCCAUGAAUAAAGAACUUCAGAGACUUCAAACAGCUCAAAAAGAACAUGCACGACUGCUUAAAAAUCAAUCUCAAUAUGAAAAGCAACUGAAGAAACUGCAGCAAGAGGUGACAGAGAUGAAGAAAACCAAGGUUCGCUUGAUGAAACAAAUGAAAGAAGAGCAGGAGAAAGCUAGAAUGACUGAAUCAAGAAGAAAUAGAGAGAUUGCACAGCUUAAAAAGGAGCAACGCAAACGAGAGCACCAGCUCAAGCUUCUGGAAGCUCAGAAAAGAAAUCAGGAAGUUAUCUUACGUCGCAAAACUGAAGAGGUCACAGCCCUUCGUCGGCAAGUCAGGCCUCUGUCUGAUAAAGUGGCAGGAAAAGUGAGUCGAAAGCUGAGUCUGCCUGAACAUCCUACUCAAGAACCAAGUUCCAGCUCAUCAGUUGAGCACGAUGGUUCGAGGACAGCAGCACAGCAGAAGAUGAGAAUUCCUGUUGCAAGGGUUCAAGCAUUAUCUGUUACAAAUGGAACAGGGAAGAAAUAUCAGCGGAAAGCAGUGACAAGCAGAGUUUACUCCUCAAGGGCAGCCAGGAUGAAGUGGCAGCUACUUGAACGCAGAGUCACUGAUAUCAUUAUGCAGAGGAUGACCAUUUCCAAUAUGGAGGCAGAUAUGAAUAGGUUACUUACGCAACGUGAAGAACUUACAAGAAGAAGAGAGAAGCUUUCAAAGAAAAGGGAGAAGCUCAUCAGGGAUGGGGGUGGCAGUGAAGCAGAUAGAAAUGUCCAGAACAUAAACGAAGAAAUGGAAUCACUAACUGCAAAUAUAGACUACAUUAAUGACAGCAUUUCUGACUGCCAAGCAAAUAUUAUGCAAAUGGAAGAAGCAAAGGAAGAAGGAGAGACCUUGGAUGUAACGGCAGUGAUAAAUGCUUGCACUUUGACAGAAGCCCGAUAUUUGCUUGAUCACUUCCUCACAAUGGGUAUCAAUAAGGGGCUCCAAGCAGCUCAGAAAGAAGCUCAGAUUAAAGUUCUAGAGGGGCGCCUUAAGCAGACAGAAAUUACUAGUGCUACUCAAAACCAGCUGCUGUUUCAUAUGCUAAAAGAGAAAGCUGAGUUGAAUCCCGAACUUGAUGCUUUACUGGGUCAUGCUCUGCAAGACCUAGAUAGCAUACCACUGGAAAAUUUGGAAGAUAGUACUGAUGAGGAUGCUCCAUUGCAUAGCCCUGGGACAGAAGGAAGUGCAUUAUCUUCGGAUCUUUUGAAGCUUUGUGGUGAAGUCAAACCCAAAAGCAAGGCCCGCCGGAGGACCACUACACAGAUGGAAUUGCUGUAUGCAGAUAGCAGUGAUUUAGUCUCUGACAUUAGUGCUGCAGAAUCAACUUUGCCUGGCCUUCUUGCAUCUGCUGCAGAAACACAAGAAAGUGGGAUGACUGCUGACACAAAUGAUACUUCUGCUAGGGACAGAGAGUUUAUUCCCCCACCAUCUGGCUUACCUUCUAAGAUAGGCAGCAUUUCUAGACAGCCAUCUUUGUCAGAGAAGAAGAUAUCUGAACCUUCACCUUUAGCCAAGAGAAAAACAUAUGAGAAAACAAUGGAAAAGACAAAGGCAAAAGAUCAAAAACUCUCAGAUUCUGGAACCCCAGAGGCUAGUCUGUCACCUCCUACUUCCCCACCAAGCCGGCCCCGUAAUGAAAUGAAUGUUUUUAGUCGUCUUACUGUUUCUCAGGGAAACACAUCAGUUCAGCAGGAUAAGGGGAUAAUCAACCCAUUUCCUGCUUCAAAAUGCAUCCGAACUUCCCCACUGCAGUGUAUCUACACAGCUGAAGGACAUGCCAAGCCUGUGCUUUGUGUAGAUGCAACAGAUGACCUUCUCUUCACUGGAUCUAAAGACCGUACCUGUAAAGUCUGGAAUCUGGUAACUGGACAAGAGAUUAUGUCUCUAGGGGGUCAUCCAAACAAUGUUGUUUCUAUAAAGUAUUGCAACUACACAAGUUUGGUCUUCACAGUCUCAACCUCCUAUAUCAAAGUGUGGGACAUCAGAGAUUCUGCUAAGUGUGUUCGGACAUUGACGUCUUCAGGCCAGGCAAUGCCUGGUGAUGUGUGUUCGGGAAGUACCAACAGAACGGUCACUAUCCCAGCUGGAGAGAAUCAGAUUAAUCAGAUUGCACUAAAUCCAACUGGCACAUUCCUCUAUGCAGCUGCUGGAAAUUCAGUGAGGAUGUGGGACCUGAAAAGAUUUCAGUCUACGGGAAAGCUAACUGGUCACCUGGGUCCUGUCAUGUGCCUUACUGUGGAUCGAAUUUCCAAUGGACAGGAUCUUAUUGUCACUGGUUCAAAGGACCAUUAUAUAAAGAUGUUUGAUGUAACUGAAGGGGCUCUUGGAAGCGUAAGUCCUACACACAAUUUUGAACCUCCUCACUAUGAUGGCAUAGAAGCACUUGCUAUUAUGGGAGACAACCUUUUCAGUGGAUCCAGAGAUAAUGGAAUUAAGAAAUGGGACUUGGCUCAGAAAGACCUUCUUCAGCAAGUUCCUAAUGCUCAUAAGGACUGGGUGUGUGCUCUGGGCCUGGUGCCUGGUGCUCCAGUUCUGCUCAGCGGCUGCAGAGGAGGAACCCUCAAGCUCUGGAACGUUGACACCUUUGCACCAAUUGGGGAGAUGAAGGGACACGACAGUCCUAUAAAUGCAAUCUGCACCAACUCCAGCCAGAUUUUUACAGCAUCAGAUGACAGAACUGUGAGGAUCUGGAAAGCUCGGAAUGUGAUAGAUGGACAGAUCUCUGAUGCAGGAGAUGCAAGUGAAGAUCUGGCCAGUAACUGAGAAGAUGGGCAUAAAUAAAGAUGUUGAUGAAGUUGAAGUGCACCCUAUGCAGUUUGCUGUAUACUUAUUAAGUGAAUGCUGAUGACUGGAAUGAGCUGAAAAAUAAGAGUGAACUCUUCUACUAGACCUGCUGUCCUUAAAGUAUGUACUGUAUGUAGGGAAAACAAAACCCAAGGGUAGCAUUCUUGUAUCUCAGUGAUCACGUAUGUAUGUCUAUAUAUAAUGGCUGAAUUUGUGUGCACUUGUGUAACACUUGCAGUUUGAAUUAACUGGAAGUCAGUCUUCUCUAAUGACCAUCUCAAAAUUAUAACCAGGAAUAUAUUAAAGAGUGCUCUGCUGUAUUUCACCCACAAGUAUGAUCAGCUGUGUCGCAUUUUAGGGUAGCGAGGGACUGAUGAUGUCCUAUUAAUAAGCCUUUGAUUAUGACAGGCGUUGUUUCAAGAUUUUAAAGGUCACUUGCCCUGUUGUUAGGGAAGUGAAGUGAACAGGAGGAAGCUGCUGGGGCAGAUCGUUCUGAUAUGUCUGUGUCCUGCUAACAGCAAACGCUACAUGAGUUGUGCUAACCUUAGCGUAUAAUCCUUGUUGACCAAAGCUGUGCAGCUGUGUACACUCCGUGCUCAGGACUAGAACUAAAAUGCUCAUAAACUGGUAUGUUUUAUUAGUGUUUUGCCUAUAAUCUGUAAUGACUAGAUGUUCUUAAUGUCAUCACAGAAGUAUACCUUAAUCUAUUUUUCUUAUGAAUUCGUUUCUAUCAUCUCACAUUUUCUUUUUUUUUAAAGCAAAAUAUCUUUCCUUUUUAUCUAAUUUUAUAUGCUGCUAAAUGUAUUUUAAAUACACUGUUUUGCAAACCUUGGCAGUUACUUUGAGAACUGAACCACGUGUAUUGGGAAAGCUAUGUAAAUAGAUGGUUGUAUAAAGAAAAUAUCUUAUCAUGUGCCUGUAUGACUUUUAAAGUUCCUAGAAUGUGGAUAUUGAGGGAGGAUGUAUAAUUUAGCCAACUGCUCUGAAUAUUAAUUUGUAAAUUCUGCAGAUUUUAAAAACUUAUGUAGAUUCAGAUACAGUGUUUGGAUGUUUUUUGUUGUUGGUUGUUUUGUUUUGUUUUUCCCCAGAAAAAUAUGUCUGUAAAUUAUAGCUUGUGUAGGUAACACUUAAAUAAAGAUGUGAAUGUGAA